ACUGUUCCAAUAUUUAUUAUCAAUACACAUCGGCGUUUCGAAAUUUGAUCAAGAAAUUUGCGGCUUGCGUUGCUCUUCAAAUCGAGCUUUAGGUUCCCUGGUAGUAUAAAUGUCUUCAACCACGACCACGUAACAUCGAUUUGAAAAUGAUCUCGUCGCGAACCAGAUCCCUGACCAUCCUCUUGUUCUGUAUUUAUCACAUUUCUCUGGUCAACUCCAUUGAGCUGACGUUCGAACUAGAGGACAAAGCAAAAGACUGUUAUUAUGAAAACAUCGAAAAGAACACGUCAUCCACGUUGGAAUAUCAGGUGGUCACUGGUGGCCAGUACGACGUGGAUGUUAUAAUUGAAUCGCCGACGAAAGAAAUCAUAUAUCGGCAAGUGAAGUCUCAGUUUGACAGCCACACGUUUGUGGCGUCUGUCAGUGGUGCAUACGCCAUAUGCUUCAGUAAUGAAUUUUCUACAUUUUCCCAUAAACUUGUUUACAUGGACUUGCAAGUGGGUGAUGAAGAACAACUGCCGGGCAUCAGCGAACACAUUACCGUCAUGACUCAGAUGGAGUCGACGUCUCAAGAGAUUCAUGAGUCCCUAAACAAAAUAAUCGACUACCAGACCCACCACAGGCUAAAAGAAGCCCAGAGUCGUAAGCGGGCCGAAGAUUUAAAUCAUCAUGUUACACUGUGGUCAGCUACUGAAACUGCUGCUAUAUUAUUCGUAGCUAUCAUGCAAGUAUUUAUGCUUAAACGGUUCUUUACAGAAAAAACCCCAUCGCAAAUGCAGUAUAAAUCAAUGUAUUAGUAUAUUAUUAAAAGUUGAACCAUUCAUUUGUAUUGUACAUUAUUUACCAUUUUUAAUAAUAAAAUAUUAUAUUUAUUUUCUGAGUUUUUCAAGUACACUGUUCAAAUAAGUGUAGUAAAAAAACUAAAUUAUAUGUAAUUUUUUUUUUGUUUUCAAUUUAAAAUUUUAAUCUCGACUAUUUAAUCUGUAAUGUAUAUAUUAGAUUAAUAAAUUAUCAGUUCAAUUAAAUUAAAAGAUUU
Adelges cooleyi (spruce gall adelgid) is the source of this 1036-nucleotide messenger RNA. It is a transcript of the gene p24-1, whose product is annotated as transmembrane emp24 domain-containing protein 3. The record is from RefSeq and is a predicted model, not a curated record. The transcript is spliced from 3 exons. Bases 147 to 797 code for a protein of 216 amino acids. Gene Ontology annotation, biological process: Golgi organization; endoplasmic reticulum to Golgi vesicle-mediated transport; intracellular protein transport. NCBI's taxonomy places the organism in Eukaryota, Metazoa, Arthropoda, Insecta, Hemiptera, Adelgidae. Gene Ontology annotation, cellular component: endoplasmic reticulum-Golgi intermediate compartment; endoplasmic reticulum; COPII-coated ER to Golgi transport vesicle.